Molecule: messenger RNA, 564 nt
Organism: Guillardia theta CCMP2712
Lineage: Eukaryota; Cryptophyceae; Pyrenomonadales; Geminigeraceae
Exons: 1
Coding region: 1-564 (187 amino acids)
Source: RefSeq, a predicted model, not a curated record
AUGUCUCAAAGGCUCCCUCCCAUCCCUGACGGUCAAGGCUGGAAUUACUCCCUCCUCCUCUCCCCCCCUCCCCCUCAUGACUCUCUUCCCUCCUCCCCUCCUCCCCUCCCCGUACCUGAUGCUCUCACGCCCCAGCCCGUCCCCGUCGCCCCCCCUCCUGCCCUCGCCCCCCCUCCUGCCCCCGCCCCCCGCCCCCACAGAGCUCCCUCCGUCCACUGGACCAAGGACGAGCACCAGCGCUUCCUCCUCGCCCUCGACCAGGUCUGUCCGGGGCGACGAGACGGCAGCAGCUCCGAGACAGGCAGGCCUUCCGUGGGGCUGGGGCGAGGAGUGGCGAAGCGCAUAGCCGCCAUCAUGCAGACCAAGACGGAGUCGCAGGUGCGGUCGCACGCCCAGAAGUACUUCAUGAAGAAGCCCGACAAGGACCUCAGCGACUCCUCCCAGUCGCUCGACGACAGCGACUCGAUGCCCCAGCUGCCUCCCAGCUCCCACCUCUCGGCCCAGCCCUCGUCUGAGACGACGUCAGACACGACAACAUGGUCGGCGGGCGACGACCCGGGCUGA